UACUUUAGAUUGUCCUAAUAUGUAUUUCAGAUUCAUUUAUUGAAAAUGCUGGUGUUAGCAUGAGCAGAGAAGGCCCACUAGUGCAUCAUGGUGGACGUGUCCUCUUUCUGAUCUUCACGUCAGCUGUGCUGGAUGGGUGUUAAUCCCAUUUUACUUAUGAGAGCCCGAGUAGCUCAUCUUAACGAACUUGUCUGAGGCCAUAUAUCUAAGUGGUAGAGCUUGGAUUUGAAAUAAGACUCUUUGCCCAAGAUCUUUUUCCACUACACCAGGAAUUUUCUCCUAGCACUGAGCACUUUAACCAGACCUUACUUAUAGGAACUUGGGUACGGACACCAUAUCCCUCUCAUAUCACCAAGACCAACUACAUGGUGUGUGGGACCCAGUGCAAACUGAAGUGUAGAGAGAGCGCCUUGUCCAAAAACUACCAAGGAGUGACAGCAAAACAUUAAACUAAGUACAGUCCUCUUCUGGGGCUGCAUGUGACUUGACAGGUCACAUGCAUGAAACUGCCCUACAUAUAUUUCCCUCGGCCCACAUCACCCUGCACCAACACCCCUUCCCUGAAGAUUCUACUCAAAUAUCACUUUCUCCAAGAAGCCUCCCUUCUCUGCACCCACACCUAAGAGGGGAUACCUUUGGUUCCUCUAGGUGUCCUGUCCUAGUAUCAGACCAUGCUGUAUCAUUCUCGUUAUUGUCUGAUGUCACUGCCCUCUGCCCGCCCUGCCCCAUCCGAGCCAGACAUCCUGCCAGCAGAGUUUUAUGGCCUAAAGUAGAGGAAACCAGACUCUAAGAGUAAUAGUGAACCUCAAUGGAAGGCAGGCAGGCUAUGGGGAUCAUCAUCAGGCAGAUGAAGGCACCAGAGAGGGUGGGGGUGGUGAGGACUGUACCCAGACAAAGCAGGAUGAGAAGUGCCAUUAACAAAACUCUUGGCUAAUCCAGGAAGGCCUCCUGGAGGGGGCAGCCCACAUGCUCCGAGAACAGACCUGGGGCACAAGAACACAUAGACAGGUCUAACCUGCACACAUGCCCUUCCCUGAGAGUCCACCUCCUGACAGGUCAAGGAAAUUAGGUUUCUUCACGUCUCUCUUCCCACCCCCAGCUCCAGCCUUAGAAAGGAGGGAGAGACCAGACUUGUGUCUUACAUGAGAUUGUUGUUAUCUGCCUCCAAGAAGUUAGCCAAACUGCCUUUUGAGGAAAGUGGGAGUCCUUUGGUAGCAACAGCCCUGUUCAUAAAAUUGGGGUUUGGAAAAGGCUUCGGAAGUUGGUCGAGCGCAUUCACAACGUUGAGGUUUUCCUUCUUCAGUACAGCCUCCUCCCCAUCCCCCACUUUAAAAAGUGUCUCUGAUGCCAUCUGGUUAUUUGGGACCACAGCCAUCAAUAUGCAGGAUAGCCCAGCUGACAGGAAGUAGAGAGAAACUGUAGGGCAGUAGGCCCACCCUUAGUUUGGGUGGGACGGGACUGCAGUGAGCUGACUUCACAAUCAUCACGGAGUGUAACAAUUAGGGGCCAGCCUUCCCCUUGAUCUGAGGCUCCCUCUGCAGCUAGUCAGACCAAGAGCCUGCAUCAUGAGUAGGGUAGAGCCAAGGAACAAAUGGGAUGGGGCCUUAGGCCCUGUCCAGCUCUAACACACUGCAGUCACCGUAGCCCUGGCCUCUGAGAACUUCACUGUGCUUAACACCUGUGACUUUCAGAGCUGCUGUGGAAGAAGAAAAAGGAUGGUGAGAGAAAGGCACUGGGGCGCAGAGGGAGGCAGCACCCGGAGAACCUCUGGAGUGGGAGACUGCCUGCAGGUGCUGAGGCCCUAUCUAUAUCCUGACACCUGGGCCUCACAGGAUGUUGCAUAGCCACAAGAAAGGCUGGGUGCUUUCUAAGGGGUUAGAACUCACACAUAACCUGGUUUUACUUCCAGAAGUCUAAAUGUGCUGCACGCUCACUUUCAAGUAACUUGGUGUUGAGUGACAAUGGUGGGCAUUGCAGAGGGACUCUAAAACAAAGCCAGACAUCGUCACUACUCUCAAGGAAACUACAGUAAGAAAACAUUUCCGUCACUUCUGGGACAGGGAGCAGGGCUCUUAAAAACAACACUGGCUUUGCACCUAGAUGUAUGCUUAGAGUAAGUCCCCCUAUACUAACUAGCUGUGUGACCUUUAUUAAGUGACUUUACUGAGCCUCAGCUCCCUCACUUAUAAAAUGCGGAUACAAAUAGCACCUCCCUCAUAGAUCUGUGAAAUUGUUUUAUUUCUUCCAGUGGAUGUAGCAAAGCAAAGGCCAUUUCAAAAUAGCAAAUUAUAUGUUUGUGUCUUACAUAUACUUGAGAUUCCACAUACCCUCCCCCUCCACACACACACAAACAACAAGAGAAAGAACUUUGGGAAAAUACAGAGAAGCAGGUGACUGAUAUGCACUUUGAGGCAUCUGAUCACCUGUCAUGUAAUCUGUAAUGAUCUGUCUUUUUUUUCAUUGUCUGUCUCCCUCACUAAUAGGUAGACUCCUUGAGGGGAGGGGAUUGUCCAUCUUGCUUAACUUCGUGUUCCCAGCAUUGGGAACGGAAGCUGGCAUACAGGCCAGUCUUUGGAAGGUUGGCGUGUGUGUUGGGGAAGAAGUUGGAGGUCAGAUGCAUCUGCUGGUGGCUCGUAGCGCCCAGGGUCGGGUGGCGAGCGGAGGCAGCUAGCGGAAGCAGAGGCGCGGGGGAUACUGGUCCGGGCGGGCUUGUCGCCGCGGUUCUGCCGGUGCUGCCAGCAGAUGGCGCGGCAGGCGCGGCUCACGUAGCACGCGAGCCCGGAACCCGGAAGCGGCGGUGCAGCAGAGGAGAGUAAGCCCAGGGCGCGGGGAGCACCGGGCGAUCCGGGAGGGCAGGUGUGCCCCGCCCUGCUUUCUUGCUGCCCGCUUAUUCGCAGCCGGCGUGCCAGGCUCUUCUCCCGAAAGGGGUGCAAAGGGACGUCUGGAGAGGGUCCCGCGGUGCCCACGUGAAGAACAGUCCCGGAUCUCGACCUUCAGGGACAUGGGCGUACUCAGAGCUGGACUGUGCCCCGGCCUCACCCAGGAGAUGGUCCAGCUUUUGAGGAGCCGCGGCAUCAAGACAGUGGUGGACCUGGCUGCUGCCGACCUGGAGGAAGUAGCUCAGAAGUGUAGCUUGUCUUAUAAGGCCCUGGUUGCCCUGAGGCGGGUGUUGCUGGCUCAGUUCUCCUCAUUCCCCUCCAAUGGCGCGGAUCUCUAUGAGGAACUGAAGACCUCCACUGCCAUCCUGUCCACCGGCAUUGGAAGCUUGGACAAACUGCUUGAUGCCGGUCUCUAUACAGGAGAAGUGACUGAAAUUGUAGGAGGCCCAGGUAGUGGCAAAACCCAGGUUUGUCUUUGUGUGUCUGCAAAUGUGGCCCACAGCCUGCAGCAGAACGUCCUAUACAUUGAUUCUAAUGGAGGGCUGACAGCCUCCCGCCUCCUCCAGCUACUCCAGGCUAGGACCCAGGAUGAAGAGGAACAGGCAGGAGCUCUCCAGAGGAUCCAGGUGGUGCAUGCAUUUGACAUCUUUCAGAUGCUGGAUGUGCUGCAGGACCUCCGAGGCACUGUGACCCAGCAGGUGAGGUGUUCUUCAGGGACUGUGAAGGUGGUAGUUGUGGACUCAGUCACUGCAGUGGUCUCCCCACUUCUGGGAGGUCAGCAGAGAGAAGGCUUGGCCUUGAUGAUGCAGCUGGCCCGAGAGCUGAAGACCUUGGCCCGGGAGCUCAGCAUGGCCGUGGUGGUGACCAACCACAUGACCCGAGACAGGGACAGUGGGAAGUUCAAACCUGCUCUUGGACGUUCCUGGAGCUUUGUGCCCAGCACCCGAAUUCUUCUGGAUGUCACUGAGGAUGCAGGAGCAUCAGGCAGCAGCCAGCGCACAGUGUGUCUGACCAAAUCUCCCCGUCAGCCAAUAGGGUUCCAGGAGGUGGUGGACAUUGGGACCUGGGAGACUCCAGAAGAGAGCCCAGUGUUACAGGGAGAGCAGACAUGACUGAUGCUGUUGAUUGGGAAGGGAGGAGGCAUCAAAGCCCCCAUACCUUUCCUUCCUAGUAAUGCUGCUGUUCACUGCCACCUGGCACCUAGGACUGCAGAAGUUCUCAGACUGGCCUGAAGAACUGUUUCCUGAGCUUCACUUUCUGUGGACGCAUGUAGAGCCACAGGCCAAGAGGAAGCUACAGUAGAAGAUGCACAGGUCCUUGCUAGUGCCACAUUUCCUUCCUUUGUGUCCACUUUCUAUAUUUCCAGUGGAAGCUGAGUUCGCCUUGGCCUGGGACAUCAUUGUAGAGGCCAUGCUAGAGAUUGGAAGAAUAAUCCUGUGUAUCACUAUCAGAUCCUGUGGUCAAUCCUAGCACAGUGAUGGAGGCCAGGAAGCCACUAACUUGCCUCCCUCCCUUCCUUUUUUUUUUCUUUUUGCCUCUGUUUUUCCAUCUGUAAGAUGGGCUUCCUUUCCCCUCAGCUGUCUCUGAGUUACUGGAUGGAAAUAACUUCAUAAAUGCAAAAACUAGUUUUCAUCUAGGUCCUGUAUAUAUAAAAAGAAAAUUCCCGGAGCUCCAGAACCACUCCUCCCCGAAGUUUCCAUCAGUAAAGCCCUCAAAGAAUGAUUAUUCCUUUCCUCCUGUUGAUUUGGUUUCACACACCUGCAUACAUUGCCACGACUAGGUGAAAAUGUGAGCUUGCUGCUGUCCCAGGGAUAUAAUUUAACAGGAAGGAAGGCAAUGACCUGCUCCUGGUGAAUCCAGCCACUUGUUUAAUAUGCAUGGUGCCCUGUGGGGCCCUUCUACAGUAUAGAGUAACCAGAGGUGCUGAACCAUGGCCUUACCCAUAUACAGACAGGAGAAUUUGCACAAUAAAUAGAGCCAGCUGGGAAAACUGAUGCUGGUGUAAAUAAUACAUGGCAAACCUAGUCCUUUAUGCAGAAAUUCAUUGCUAGUGGCUCCAAGAUGCAAUAUAAUUACACCUCUUCCUGCCAGCUGUACCACUACAUGCCUUAGUAUAUGAAAUAACCCUUCCUUGUCUGAUGCCACCACUGUGGCCAUCCAUCUGAGAGCUGUUAACCCUGUCUGGGAGGGGAGGAUGAUGCCAGGGGAUGGGAAAAAAAAAGGUGAAGUGGAGAAAUGAUCAGGAUUGUGUACUGAUCACAUUUUUUUAACUUAGGUCACUCUUCUCAAUAAGAGAAUCUGUUGUGUAAUCAGUUGUGUCUCGGUUGCAGGAAAAGAGGAUCAGAGAUACACUUAGAAGAUGUGACAUUUAUGGGUGAUGAUUGCAGCAGGGUUAGAAACAGGCGGGAGGAUGGGCAGUGAGUGGCAUGCCUGCACGGUGUCUUUCAGAGUGAGGACGGGGUUGGCAAGUCUAAAUCCUGAUCCUUGCUUCCACAGUAGACCCUAGGAAAAUAUCAGUCUUCAGAAUCUUUAUAAUGUUGGUUGGCACUUCCCUGGAGUCGUCGUAAGAAGCACUGCAUUAAGCUAAGAAUGGCAAAUCCCUGCCAUUCAGGGUACUAUUUGGGCAUCCAGGGCACAUGGCAGAUAUCACCAGUCAUCUCAGCCGCUCUUUUGUAGAACUUAGAGUACUUUGCAGUGUUUCCUCAAUGCAGCAUUACAGACAGCCACUACUAGUCUGUUGAAGCUGGCAUUCAAGGUAGCCUGGUUGCCCCCUCUCUCCUGGGCAGAUUUGUCCUUUUCCCUGUAUGAGUUCAGGUACUUCGUAGCUGACCGAAACCCUGGAAGUGUGCAGUUUGAAGGGCAUGUAAAGAUCACCUGACUCAUCUUGUCAUUUAUUAAAGAACCUGAGGCUCGGGACUGAGG
This is a messenger RNA of Sciurus carolinensis (gray squirrel), 5801 nucleotides long. It is a transcript of the gene Rad51d, whose product is annotated as RAD51 paralog D. Bases 3002 to 3991 code for a protein of 329 amino acids. Gene Ontology annotation, biological process: reciprocal meiotic recombination; double-strand break repair via homologous recombination; telomere maintenance. NCBI's taxonomy places the organism in Eukaryota, Metazoa, Chordata, Mammalia, Rodentia, Sciuridae. The record is from RefSeq and is a predicted model, not a curated record. The transcript is spliced from 10 exons. Gene Ontology annotation, cellular component: replication fork; Rad51B-Rad51C-Rad51D-XRCC2 complex; centrosome. Gene Ontology annotation, molecular function: single-stranded DNA binding; ATP hydrolysis activity; ATP binding.